AUGGAUAGAGAUCAAGCACCCGAAAGGAAAAGUACAUUUUCUAAUCUUAAGAUGGUGCAGAGGAAAGCAGGAGAGGAAAGGAAAAUUUUGCAAGCCAGAGUGGAUACUAAAGUGACCCCAACCAAGCCAGUGGACCCCAAGGAACUGGAGGAAAAAGUAAGAAGGGUGCAGGAAAAGUUUCGGCAAGAUAGCGAGCAGAGACAGACCAUAUUUGUCAAGAAAACCCCUGCGAUCAACAAGUUAAGAAGAAAGCUAGCACCAGAGGCAGCAACAGCACCAGCCAAGGUGAGCAAGAUGGAGGUAGUGCUGGAGAAAGCAGAACGAGAGAAGGAGGAGCGAGCAAGGAAAGCAACAGAGUUAGCAGGGUCAGGGAAGACCUGGAUAGAAAUGAUAGAGGAAGAGGAAAAAGCAGUAGAGGAAGCAAUGGAGGUAGCUGAGACAGCAAGUGAACAUGUGUGCUUACCAGGGCAGUGCGAAGUUAUAGCAAAUAACCAGCCGUUUUUACCCUCAAGCCCAUCAAGUUAUUCAAGCUCCUCGAGUUCCUCAAGUUCCUCAAGCUCCUCAAGUUCCAGUGAAAGCUCGAGCGAAAGUGAGAGUGAGAAUGAAGGUGAAAAGAAGGAUGAAACAAUGUGCAGCGAAUUUGAGCAGGAGAUAGAGAAACUGCAGAACGUAAUGGAGGAGAUGGAAGAAGAAAAACAGAUAGAUGAGAAAAUAAUGAAGGAGGAGGAAGAGAUUGCUAAGCUUACGGAGAAGUUAGAGGAACUGAACAAAAGCAAGGUGACAUGGAGACUGUACAAAAUAGACGAAGGGUGUUUGUCAAAACCGACACCAAAAAAGGAGUGGAUGGAGAAGCUGCAGAGGAAGAAAGAGGAGGAACAAGGAAAGAAGAAAUUUCAUCCGGAGGACCCUCGGUUCCAGCUGCGUUGCAGAAAAUGCAACCAGAGGGGACACCAAACGUCAGCAUGCACUGCAGAGAAGAGGAAGAGAAAACAUUAA
Messenger RNA from Frankliniella occidentalis (western flower thrips), 996 nucleotides. RefSeq names its product protein FAM133B-like. The record is from RefSeq and is a predicted model, not a curated record. Bases 1 to 996 code for a protein of 331 amino acids. The transcript has a single exon. NCBI's taxonomy places the organism in Eukaryota, Metazoa, Arthropoda, Insecta, Thysanoptera, Thripidae.